Molecule: messenger RNA, 1148 nt
Organism: Oryza sativa Japonica Group (Japanese rice)
Lineage: Eukaryota; Viridiplantae; Streptophyta; Magnoliopsida; Poales; Poaceae
Source: RefSeq, a predicted model, not a curated record
UACGGCCAUUCUCUCUUCGCGAACGCGCACGCGACACGACUACACGCGGAGCAAUACAAAAAGUCGCCCUACACCACCAGCGCCAGCCGAGCAGCGGCAGGUGGUGGUGGUGGUGGUGGUGUUGUUGCUGCUGCUACUACUCUUCUUCCCCCUUCCUCGUGUUCCUCCUCUUCGCCUCGUCUCUCUGCCCUGCCUCGUGCGCGUCCAGAUCCGGGAGGGAUGGGGGCGGGGGCGCUGGGGGUGGUGGCGAUGGUGGCGGCGGCGGUGGUGGUGGCGAUGGCGGGGGCGAACUCCGAGGGCGACGCGCUGUCGGCGCUGCGGCGGAGCCUCAGGGACCCCGGCGGGGUGCUGCAGAGCUGGGACCCCACGCUCGUCAACCCCUGCACCUGGUUCCACGUCACCUGCGACCGCGACAACCGCGUCACGCGCCUGGAUCUUGGGAAUUUGAACUUAUCUGGUCAUCUGGUGCCUGAGCUUGGAAAGUUGGAUCAUCUGCAAUAUCUGGAGCUAUACAAGAAUAAUAUUCAAGGAACGAUCCCAUCGGAACUUGGUAAUUUGAAGAAUCUUAUAAGCUUGGACCUGUACAAGAACAACAUUUCUGGGACUAUACCUCCAACACUUGGGAAAUUAACGUCCCUUGUAUUCUUGCGGCUCAAUGGCAAUCGCUUGACUGGGCCAAUCCCAAGGGAACUGGCCGGAAUAUCUAGUCUUAAAGUUGUUGAUGUUUCAAGCAAUGAUCUGUGUGGAACAAUUCCUACAUCAGGACCAUUUGAGCACAUUCCCCUAAGCAACUUUGAGAAGAACCCACGCUUGGAAGGUCCAGAACUACAAGGCCUGGCUGUAUAUGACACCAACUGCUAGAUGGAAACACGAAGAAAAGAAUGGGUAGAAAGUAAUGGGCGUAAAAUGUUACCGAAAACCGGGUGAUAUAGAUUAUGUUAGGUUUGGACCUACCACUCUGUAAUCCUCCAUGCAUAGCUCUUGUUUGUGCUGUUUGUCGGCAAUGAAGUUGUAUGUUGUAGCAGAAUACUUUCUUUCUGUGAAAGUAAACAUGGAACUGCUUAUGUCAUGAGUCAAAUGUUAUUGUUAUCACGCUUCCCUGUGUUAUAUUGACCAAACUAAAGAUGAAAGUUCUUGUCUGCUGAUUA